Messenger RNA from Xyrichtys novacula (pearly razorfish), 4738 nucleotides. The record is from the annotation of a GenBank genome assembly. NCBI's taxonomy places the organism in Eukaryota, Metazoa, Chordata, Actinopteri, Labriformes, Labridae.
AAGUAAUGUAAUGACUUUUCUGACUUCGAUUGAGUCUGCCUGCACAAUCGAACACAGCGUCUAGAGAUGGCAGCGCUAUCAUCACCUCUACGAGUCUGUAGAGGGAUCAUGAAAGAACUACGUGCCAUCCAAGGACCAAGUUACAAAAAGUCCCUGGCGUACAGCUACGUUAUGGACCAGUUUCGCAAGAACAAGGCGAGUUAAGCGUCACUUGCUUUUCAGCUACCGUUAGCUCAGUUGGCUAACUAUCAUAACAAACAUCGGAGUGCGUGGCUAACGUUAGCUAACUCGAUUACUUUUUAAUGAUAGCGUGUUUAUUUGGCAAGAUAAGUAGAUGUGUUGUUUGCGUUUCGGUCGUUUACAGACACGAGAGUUCUGCAAAUGCGAAAAGUGACACCGGGAAGUAGUCAUCACCAGCAUUGGUAUAUAAGUAAAGCAAGGUGACUGAGGAGUAGAGGACAUGCUAACAGUAGCAGCAGCUGUAGCAUGUGUUGACACUGGUGAUAAUUGAGUCAUCUACGAAGUACAUUAAAGACACAUACAUUGUGUUAUUCUUCGGAAUUAAUUGACCUGUAUGGACGUAUAAAAUUAAUUAUAAGCCCAAAUUGGCUCACUUAGAAGCAGCAUUCUCUUUUUAUAAUAUUAGAGCUCCUUUGAGGAGUUUGAAACUGGGUUUAAAAUGGGCUGAAAAUUUACUUCGAUGCUUAUAUAUGACCUGUUUAAGUGAAGGAGGCCACCAGCCACAUGACUGAUUAUUUCUACAUGCCACUGUUAUCCAAUGGGAGUUUAUGAGUUAAAGCACACACUACCAUAACAGCCUUUGUUUACAUUUGCAGGGUUUAAGACUUCUGAAUAGCCAAAUAAAGUGGGAUGAAAGUGUAUGAAAACAUGAUCAAGGCCUGGUAUACACUAAUCAAAUAGAAGUGAAUUAAGCUGAGGGUAGCCGUAAAAGGCUGGCCACACAAUAGAUGGUUUUACACCCAGUUUGCCACCCCCCAAAAUCAGUGGUGUGGUCCAAUUUGAGACCUGCUGGAACUGAGUAUUUGUCAAAAAAAAAUUCUUAAGGUUGUGGUGUCAGUUCAGCUAUUUUACAGACUAAAUUAACUCCUGACAUGGGUUCUGUAGAUAUUAAACAUGUUAAUAUUAAAGAUUGCAGGUAAGACUGCCUCUAACCAAAUGCUAGGGGUGGGAGAAAAUUCACAAAAGUAUUGCAGUCUUUUGGUUUACAAAUUUUAAAUCAAUUUUUAUGUUCAAAAAUCGUUUUUUUUUUCUCCAAAUUUAUGAAUAAAUCUUAAAAACUGACUUACAUGUGAUGUGUAUUUUUUGGGGAAAAAUGGUUCCUGGAAUAGUCAGUAGACAAUCAUUAUCAUUCAACUGUUUCACUGGUGUUAAAAAUGCAGACUUAAAAUCGAGAAAAUUGACAAUAUCUUAGAAUGCCGAUUUAAGUCAAAUUGGCAUCCAAAAAAUCGUAGAGGAAUCGAACGAACUUUUCAUAGUUUUUCCUGAUUGUGCCUGUGCAAAAUAGCAGCAUCUGAAAGCACCUUGGCAACACACCCUAGGAUGUGGACAGCUGUUAUACACACUUUAUACACAUCAGCUGUACUUCAGAUUUUGCUUUUGCAAAGCUCCUGUAUUUUUAGAUUUUGCAGACAGAUCAGAGAAGCUGUAACUGUACCCUUUAUUUAUGAUCAAAGUGAUUUUCUCUGACUUUAGCUUCCAUGUGUGGAAGUUUUCAAAGUAAACUUUACUGAUAAUUGUCUUAAUCCUGUCGUAGUUAAAUGUGUACAGGGAGAGCACGAGUUGUGAGCCUUGGUCAUCUGUCGUAAACAAGUUACUUGUUCAAUGUGAGUUCAUACAGUCAUUCCCUGGCCUUGUAUGUGCAGGAUUGAGAAGCAAAGAGGAAAGAAGUAACAUUACAAAACAGUAACAGUAAAUUUUAUAUAUAUAUAUUAAAUUUGCUGUCAUUUCUGGGAAAAAUAAAUGCACUAAGUCAAGUUUUUAGAUGUCUAUCCAUAACUGUCCUAGGACUGGUCCACCUCUAAUAAUGUUUUCCGUUUUACAGAAACCAAACCUCUAGAGAAACCUGGAAUUUUUUUUUAAUAAGAGUUGUCAAAUGAUGACAUUUUGAUCAUCAUAUUGACAGCAGGAAGACACCGCAGAUGUAACUACAGUGUGCUAAAAGUGACCAAUUGCAUUUGAUUGAAAUUAAAAAAUAUUCUAAUCUCUGAUCAGAUUGCAUUGGGAUGACUGCAUUAACACAGUCCAGAUUUUUAUCAUCACUUAUAAUAAAUAAAAUAAGAAACCUGUAAAAAGCUUCCAGGUAAAUAUUGUUGUGGUCAAGGGGAGUCCUGAAUUCUAAAUAUGUAUGACUGUAUUUGCAUUGAAAUCACAGCAUACAUCAGUCAGUUUGUACCCAUCAUAUCCACCUAAGUGCUUGUGAUUCUGUUUGUAUCCUUGCGCAGUGGAGCUGCCAGUUCAGAUGAAGGCUCAGGAUUGUUGGGCAUAUAGGCUUAAAGCUUGGAUUGUUCAUGCUUGAGAGAGCAUGGCUCACCAGGGUGGUUGAAUGCAUGUGCAGUCACUGAAGCAAAACAGCUAGAAGCAACUCUUGCUUGUCAGUGUGUGUUUGUCCCUGCUCUGAAACAUCCCAGAGGCGUUAUAAUGUAUAUGUCAGAGUAUAUAGGGAUUGGACCAAAUGCUCAGUGUCCAUGCAGCUCUUCCAGUGAAUAAGGAAAAGGGAUUUCUUAGCAGAAAAGCCUGAAACCUUGGCAUCUUUGUUUAUGUUGUGAUCUGUGACUGGGGAAACAUUUCCACCAGCAAGACCUAGAGACUUUUCUUCAUAGAUGUUCACUUGAUAUUAUUUUCUUUACGCUGAUUAAUUUAUGAGCAAAGUACAAGGACUCAAGUAAUCUGUCCAGUUUGCAGCGACCAUCAGAGUUGUCUUCACCAGUUGAUUUGCUCUGAUAUUUCUCUUCUUUUCCCCUCUCACAGGUAACAGGAGAGAGGUACUGCCGUGCCCAGCAGGAGGCACACCAUGAUGCACACACCUACCUGUGUUUGCUGGCCUCCACAAGGAACCACCUGAUCCUGCACAACCUUUACCACGGCAAGGGAGAACGCAGCCCCGAGGAAGUUGCAGGCCUGGUGGGGCUUAGACUGCCCACUCAGCCCGGAGGUAAAGGCUGGGAGAAGUGAGGCCACGGGAGGGUGCAGCAUCACAGGGAAAUGUUGACUUUGGCAAUGACUUUUCUAUGGCUGAUCAAACAUCAACAUUUGGCUGGAGUCUGGCAGACAAGAGGAUGUACCGUCAUGGACUGCUUCAAGCAAGCGUCACCUGUUUCUGUUUUGUUUUUCUGUCAACAGUCAAAAGGAAUAAACAUGAUCUAAAUGUGAUCUGAGAGUAUUUUAAGCAACUGUGAAAAUGUGUUAAGCUGUAAAUAUAACGUAGCAUUCAACAUUUCCACACCUGCUUUUUAGACAUUUUUCCUAAAUGUUAACUACAAAAGCAUCUAUUCAUAUGAAACUGUAAGUAAACUUAAUUUUGACCAUUUAUCAGAUAAAUCUGAGUCAGAGUUUUUGAGAUCCUAUUAAAUAUAAAUAUCCUAAACCUGUAUGUUUUACAUUUGUUGGCAACCCGUAUCAUUUUUUAAUUUGUUUUUUAAUUCAUUUAUUUUUUAAUUUUAUUUAUUUAUUUUGAGGGGGGGGCACCUUUAAUGAGGGGAAAAGACAACAUAUAGAGUGGAAAACUAGGAGAGACAGUUCAGGAUGACUUGGUAAAGAGCUUCAGGUUUGAAUCAAACCCGGGUCGCCUGCUCCAGGGACCACAGCCUCUAUGCAUAGGGGCGUGAUAACUCAAUUUCACUUGCUUUCUCAAGAUCUUGACUUAAGGUCAGCAAAUCACUUGUAUCCCCAGAGUUGUAUUACACAAAACUUGACUUAGUACUGAGGGCGAUGGCAGCAUGGUAUGUGGUGAUUUACCCUGUUAAAGAGACCAGAUUAUUGUUUCGUUUUCCCGAUUACCUGUAAAUUAACCUCUACAUUUGGUACAUUUGUAGGAAACAAAAGACAACGAAAUGCCCUCAAAGAUGUCAAUAGAUUAAUACAUUUAAAUGAAGUGCCCUCUGAAUGCUCUUCUAUUGGCCAAAAUGUGAAGAAAGUGACCACUGACUGCCCUAUCAGUUGAUUAAAUGUGAAUGAAGUGCCCUGUGAACACUCUUCAAGUAGAUUGGUGGUAAACAAAAAGGCCUUUUGACAUCAUACAAGAGUAUAAAAACGUAUGGAAGCAUGUCUGCAUGAAGUUACAGGUUAGCCCCGGCAUCAGAACAGCUAAAUCGUUGCUGUUUCUCACUAUUUUUAGGGGAGUUUCAAGGCAGCAUGAGGCUGCACGCAGAGGUGUACAUAAGCCAGAAUGAUGUUAUCUCUGUGCUCCUGUGGUAGACAAUCUUACAUUAUGUAAGAGGAAAAAUCCAAAAAAUAACAACAGUGCAUGUCAAACAGCGGGCAAGAGUAUCAGCCAGGAGCAGAUAUGAAAGACACACUUAUUGGUGCCUUCCAGGACAACAUGAACAUAAAAACAACCAUAUUCAAGUGUGGUUUAAUAAAUACUGGGAUAAAAUCAUGUUUCAUGGAGAACUCAGGCUGUUUUUUGAAGAGAGGAGGCAUAAAAAAGGGCAUCUGCUAUGUAUCACUGGGCACAGACUGAAAGCUGUAAAUGAAUUAUAAUGAAUUUACUGGAACAUUA